Puccinia graminis f. sp. tritici CRL 75-36-700-3 is the source of this 3930-nucleotide messenger RNA. RefSeq lists its product as uncharacterized. Gene Ontology annotation, molecular function: DNA-binding transcription factor activity, RNA polymerase II-specific; RNA polymerase II cis-regulatory region sequence-specific DNA binding. The record is from RefSeq and is a predicted model, not a curated record. Lineage: Eukaryota; Fungi; Basidiomycota; Pucciniomycetes; Pucciniales; Pucciniaceae. The coding region runs from base 1401 to 3455 and encodes 684 amino acids. The transcript has 4 exons. Gene Ontology annotation, biological process: regulation of transcription by RNA polymerase II.
CCCUCCGAAAAGAGACGAGCAAUCUAUUGCACGAGACAAUGUUGGAUGGCGGGACCUGGCAACUACAUCCCGUAUAUCUUGAAAAAUCACCAAUCUUCUUCAAUCAUGAAUCUGGGUUGGUGGGUAAAUCUACACACCAGCCAUUAGAUUAGAUUUCUCCAUCUAACACGGGCCACAUGUGCUGGAUAUUAUAACAGCUAUGAUCGUCUGGCUCGUGUGUUCCUCUGGUGGGUACCUCUCAACCAUCCCUGCGCUGUGGUUAUUUGAUGGCUCUGGAAUAAAUGCCCCACCACCACUGCCCACACCCAUCUCAGCCUGGGUUUAUGGUCCGCCUUUGUUGUCAGCUGUCCAGCAAUAACCUACUAUAACCUAUGAAUCAUAUUUUUCCCUCCGUCUACACAUCUCCCCUUCCUCUGACGCUUCCCUUCCUGCUCUGGACCAAAAUUCAUGUCAUCAAUCCAACACGCUUCCUUAAGGUUACCUACGCGUCUGCCGAAUCUUAUUAAUAUGCACUGUAGUACGUCAAUGAAGUAUCAGAUGAUUACAGAUUUGCUCCUCCGCUACUUGGCUUCCACUCUCUAUUUAGCAUCCACGCACGCCGAUAGAGGCGAAAAGAUUCUUCACGUCAGUCGAUCCAUCCGAGGCUUGCCAGGGCUUGCCUUAGCUAUGCUGCAUUUCUUUGACGAUUACCUUUCGCGAUACUUCCGGCGACUAUCUUGUGUCAAAUUCCAGGGCCAUUUCCAUCCCGAGAUCUGACUUCUGCGAAUCUGCAGUCGUUGUCCGAUUUCUAUCAGAGCUCAUCAAUUCAGCCGUCUUCUAUCCUCUUCCUCACUCGUCAUCGGAAUGCUUUUUAUGCUGCCUGUAAACCAGCUAUUGCCUUGGUCUCUUGCGCCACCUUCUGCUGCUGGGCCUUCAUCUGGCAUGUUAAUCAAGUCGUGACCCCACACCGACGUGUAUUUCUAUGUGCACUAUGCACCACAUCCCUCUCGAUUUUGAUCGAAGCUUUCUCCCCAACAUUUUUACUUGCCAAUGAUGAACCCGAAUAGUAAAGCUGUAUAUCUUGUCCGUGGAGAUCCUGAUCGUCUUGCUUCUUCUCCGCCGCUUUGCUUGCGCAGGUAUUUGUCCUGUACUAAAUUCAGUAUAUCGUCCUUCUUUCAACGUCAACAAUUUAAACUGCUAGAGACACAUCGACAGCAGUCAAAUCCAUCACCCAUCAAUACAAAGCUUACAGCCAAUUAUCGUCCGCUGUCUCCUGAUUUAUCUAAUUAUUUUUUUUCGUUGCUUCUGUUCCUUAGUUACAAUUAAGUCCACGUACGCGCCCCCUCAUCAUUUCUAUCAACAGAAAGUAGGUUCCAAAGACAGUUCAAGUGGUUUCAAUAUUCUUUGACGUCCCAACAAUCAUGUUAGCCUCUCCACUCCCGUCAACAGACGUCACAUCGGAUCAAAGCUUCUCAGAGGUGGCACUGAUUGAACAACAGCACCUCACCACUGCGGCCCCUCGCCGGACGUCAUACAGUUUAUAUUACCACAACAACAACGAGCCCGAGGUUUACCCCGAAUUCAACUGGGAGAACCAUUCAAGCAUUCAACUGCCGAACAUGGGCGAUCCAUCCCGUUCUGAGAGUAAUGCUGCGGAAGGCAAGCUGCAUAACAGCCCACUGGCAUCAGCGUUGGAGCCUUACCAAGGGGCUGCUCCAGCUUCCCCUCCAUCAUCGAGGAGUGAAACCUUUAAUUCAGAUGGUGGGAAUGUCAAUCUCGAGAUAUGCGCCGCGCCCCAGGUUCCGCAGGAUGACAGUCAAGCGCAAGAGCCUUUACGGGUUUCUAACAAGCGACCUCGCCCCCCCUGCCUUUCACAGUUGGAUAGUCGAUGCUUCGAGAGGUAUCCUCAACCACACUUAACCUCUGCCAACUCGUCACCACGCAGUGCUGCCGAGGCCUCACUCAAGAAAGAAAGUGAGGAUCUGAGCAGCCUACCUCCUAUUGUCACGCGAGAGGAGAUAGAGAGGGGGGUUGUGAGCAAUUCCAACAAAUCAGUCCUGCAUGUGCCCACUGCGCAUCUGGAGCGUCACAAACACGAUUUGGUCGCGAUCGACGCGUUGGGAAAUUCAUCUGUACGGAGAACCCCCGAGGCCAACUCCAAUCCACAUCCUCAACAGCUUCAAUUUUCCAGCCACUCCAAUGGUUAUCUUUCUGCACUGCCAUCUCCGGUGCUGCCUUCUUGCAAUGGCACAAACCCUGGCGACCGAGUCUCAUAUCCCGCUUCGCCUGUCGUCUCGCUGACCGCCCCCAAUUCAGCGACAUUUCCGCUCGAGUCAAAUUCAUCCUUCAGUCCUCUGACCACAGCAAGUCAAGCUAAUCAAGUGGUUUCAUCUCCAUCGAACCAUCAUCACGUUUCCGACACGGCAUUUUCGCAAACGGCCCUGCCUCGGUUAAUCAGGCCUUCUUACGCCAGCAAUGGGGGAACUCAAGUCGUUGAUUCAUCAGUUGCACCUACGACUGGCGCGCCCGCAACCCGCGUAACAGUUUCACCUGCUCCACAGCCGGCGCAAGCAUCACCUUGGAGCUCGGUAGAAACCCAGGCCCCUCGUCGCAGAGGGAAAUUGCCAUCGGCUGUGACGGCUAUUCUCAAGGGAUGGCUAAUGGCUCACACCACUCACCCCUACCCAACGGAGGAAGAGAAAAAAUCCUUAUGUCAGGAGACCAACUUGACGAUGAACCAAGUAAGCAAUUGGUUUAUCAACGCACGCCGUAGGAUUCUGGUCCCCCCUUCUGCCGGAAAUUCUGUCCAUGAGGUUAGGCAACCCGUCCGACGGCAAGCGCAGUCCCAGCUAGUGCGGGCCGCGGGCCAUGCUGGAGCUGUCCCACCUUGCCUGACCAUUCGUCACAUCGGACCCCAAUCAGUUCCAGCGAGCCCUUCGACUAGCAUCUCGAUGUUCUCACCUGUUUCCGCCACAUCGCCCAACCUCUCGAAUGGGGUGGGAAGCUUUGAUUUCAGUUACCCGCUCGCACAUCAAUCUGGUCAAGAAAACCAUUACCACGGCGAAGGGCUCUCUGCGUGUCGUCCGACCAACACCCUCAGUCCUUGCUCCAGCCAAUGGCCCCACUCAACCCAGCUCAUGAGACAAUCCCCAAGCUCGCCGCUAUAUCCUCAGCCCCACGGCCCCACACCAUACUAUUCAUCAUCUCAUUCUUUCCAGGGCUAUCCUCCUAGCCACUCUUCCUCCUCCACACCGCUACCGUCGCCGCACUUCUCUGCAUCCUUUCCGAGCGGCCCCACUCAUUUUCCUAACACUCAAGCACGUCUUCAUUCGCCGCGACCAAAUCCAGACUCGCACCCUUCUACGCCAACUUUGUCUCACUCCAGCAACGAGCAUCACUCUACCCCAGCUUAUAUGUCUCUAGCCCCUUGUCACCCGUCCAUCAGCUAUCCCACCAACCAAGAUGGGGAGAAGUAAGUUCUCGUUGAGUUCAAUCGCACGCCCGCGAGUCAUCACCCUGGACGAUUCCCAAAUGAUUUCCAACCCCGCUCAGCAUGCGUCUUUCCUUUCCCAGAUGUAUUUCCAAUCCAUUAUGUGUCCAUUUUCUUGAGUAUUUUAUGCAGUUUCAAUCAUCUGAGUUGUUUUCUAUACUAAUCAUCAGCAUCGCAAUCUUCCAUGUGUAUUUUGGUAGAAGAGCGAACAUUACCGGCCCUUGCUUUUAUGUUAACUAUACUUGAAUGCAGCAUUUCCAAAUUUCAAACAGAGUCGCUUGUCCGUAGACCCUCAUUGAAUAAGUUUCAACUGUGUUGUGCACCUGUCGGAUCAUAGUCCGGACCGCCAUGUCCAACCAGGUGUUGGUAGUAGUGCUAGUGUCGCUUUGCUGUUGAAUUUCAUGUGUAAGCUUACUGCCUGGUAACCUUCACUUCGCAAGGUCCUGACACCACAAAUUGAG